Messenger RNA from Lactuca virosa, 363 nucleotides. The record is from the annotation of a GenBank genome assembly. NCBI's taxonomy places the organism in Eukaryota, Viridiplantae, Streptophyta, Magnoliopsida, Asterales, Asteraceae.
AUGAUUGUAGGGGUUGUGCUGUUAGAACUAAUCACAGGGCGUAAACUUGUGGACGGGUCUCAGCCUGGAAAAAAACUAUGUGUGGUGACAGCUUUGGACUCGAUUGUUGAGUUCACAACAGAUCUGUCAAAUGGGAUGAAACCAGGGCAGAGUGAAAUCUUUGAUUCACGAGAACAAUCUGCACAUCGAUCUGUCAAAAGGACAACAAGGAUGCUGAACCCACUGAGUUUGAACAGAGUGUUGCUCAGUCAAAUUGAUGUUGGAAACAAAAAGGCUGUUGUGAUUCACGUCCCAUACAGAUUAAGGAAACUUAUAGGUUACGAACCUGUUUUUAUGAUUGAAGUUGAUUUUGAGUACGCCUGA